Messenger RNA from Callithrix jacchus (white-tufted-ear marmoset), 2327 nucleotides. It is a transcript of the gene TEAD4, whose product is annotated as TEA domain transcription factor 4. Gene Ontology annotation, molecular function: DNA-binding transcription factor activity, RNA polymerase II-specific; RNA polymerase II cis-regulatory region sequence-specific DNA binding. The record is from RefSeq and is a predicted model, not a curated record. Gene Ontology annotation, cellular component: transcription regulator complex. Lineage: Eukaryota; Metazoa; Chordata; Mammalia; Primates; Cebidae. Gene Ontology annotation, biological process: embryonic organ development; regulation of transcription by RNA polymerase II; hippo signaling.
CGCCGCCGCCGACCGCUCGUGCCGCAUGCUCCGCUGCUCUUUUCUCUCCGUCGCCCGCGUUCCCGCCUCGGAUUUGCGCGCCUCGUCCCGACUUUAGGCUUCCCUCCGCGCUCCGGCGCUGCUCGCGGCCCCUCUCACGCUUCCCUCCGUCCGCCCCGCGCUCCCUUCCUCGCUCCCGGUUGACUCACUCCUCCAGGAAUAGGGAUCCCCGUGUUUUCCCGUCAGUCCCAUUCUGGGAAAACUCCUCCCUCCGCGCGCUCCGCUCCACUGGGCGCACCGGGGCCGGUCGGCGUGGGGUGGGCUUGGCCCCGCGACCCCGCCUUCCCUGCGUCGCCCGUCGGCCCCGGCCGGAGCCCGGCUCUGCGCGCUGACGCCCUGCAGUCCCCGCACUGCGAUCGCCGCGGCCGGAAGAGUUGGCGCUCGGAGCGUACUCCUGGGAACUGGCUUAGCGCACCCACCCCACUUCCCGCACCCUGGGACCGAGUCUCACUUUGUCACCCAGGCUGGAGUUCAGUGGUGCAAUCAUGGCUUACUGCAGUCUUGAACUCCUGGGCUAAGCAAUCCUCAUUGCCUUAACCUGAGUAGCUGGGACUACAGGCUGGCCUCAAACUCCUGGGCUCAAGUAAUCCUCCCACCUUGGCCUCCCAAAGUGCUGGAAUUACAGGGUCUUGCUCUGUCAUCCAGGCCGGAGUGCAGUGAAGCAGUCACAGCUCACGCAGCCUUGACCUCCCGGGAUCAAGCAGUCCUCCCACUUCAGCCUCCUCAGUAGCUGUGACUGCAGGUGUACGCCAUUGCACUCAGCCUAGGUCCAACGGGCGCUCCUCCAAGCGGAGCCUUGGAGGGCAAGGCCGGCACCAUUACCUCCAACGAGUGGAGCUCUCCCAACUCCCCCGAGGGGAGCAACGUCUCUGGGAGCAGUCAGGCACUGGACAAGCCCAUCGACAAUGAUGCAGAGGGCGUGUGGAGCCCGGACAUCGAGCAGAGUUUCCAGGAGGCCCUGGCCAUCUACCCGCCCUGCGGCCGGCGCAAAAUCAUCCUGUCAGAUGAGGGCAAGAUGUACGGUCGGAACGAGCUGAUUGCCCGCUACAUCAAGCUCCGGACAGGGAAGACCCGCACCAGGAAGCAGGUCUCCAGCCACAUCCAGGUGCUGGCUCGUCGCAAAGCUCGCGAGAUCCAGGCCAAGCUAAAGGACCAGGCAGCUAAGGACAAGGCCCUGCAGAGCAUGGCUGCCAUGUCGUCUGCACAGAUCAUCUCCGCCACGGCCUUCCACAGUAGCAUGGCCCUCGCCCGGGGCCCUGGCCGCCCAGCAGUCUCAGGGUUUUGGCAAGGAGCUUUACCAGGCCAAGCCGGAACGUCCCAUGAUGUGAAGCCUUUCUCUCAACAAACCUAUGCUGUCCAGCAUCCGCUGCCUCUGCCAGGCUUUGAGUCUCCUGCAGGGCCUGCCCCGUCGCCCUCUGCACCCCCAGCACCCCCAUGGCAGGGCCGCAGCGUGGCCAGCUCCAAACUCUGGAUGUUGGAGUUCUCUGCCUUCCUAGAGCAGCAGCAAGACCCGGACACGUACAACAAGCACCUGUUUGUGCACAUUGGCCAGUCCAGCCCAAGCUAUAGCGACCCCUACCUCGAAGCCGUAGACAUCCGCCAGAUCUAUGACAAAUUCCCUGAGAAGAAGGGUGGACUCAAGGAGCUCUUCGAACGGGGACCCUCCAAUGCCUUUUUUCUUGUGAAGUUCUGGGCAGACCUCAACACCAACAUCGAGGAUGAAGGCAGCUCCUUCUACGGGGUCUCCAGCCAGUAUGAAAGCCCCGAGAACAUGAUUAUCACCUGCUCCACCAAGGUCUGCUCUUUCGGCAAGCAGGUGGUGGAGAAGGUUGAGACAGAGUACGCUCGCUACGAGAAUGGACACUACUCAUACCGCAUCCACCGGUCCCCGCUCUGCGAGUACAUGGUCAACUUCAUCCACAAGCUGAAGCACCUGCCCGAGAAGUACAUGAUGAACAGCGUGCUGGAGAACUUCACUAUCCUGCAGGUGGUCACCAACAGAGACACACAGGAGACCUUGCUAUGCAUUGCCUAUGUCUUUGAGGUGUCAGCCAGCGAGCACGGGGCUCAGCACCAUAUCUACAGGCUGGUGAAAGAAUGAGAGACUCGGGGAGCAGGGAGGGGGGAAGAGACGUGUGUGCAGGAAAUGGGGACGUGGGGAGGGGACCUGCAGGGGCAGCCCCCUGAAAUGCCAAGAGUGCUGAGAGGAGCGGUUGUGACUCUACCCAGGAACAAACUGUGCCUGAACCUGCGGUGCCCAACCCCAAAUAAACCCAAGAUGCUCUGUA